Messenger RNA from Prorocentrum cordatum, 235 nucleotides. Lineage: Eukaryota; Dinophyceae; Prorocentrales; Prorocentraceae. The record is from the annotation of a GenBank genome assembly.
GUCGGUCGGGCUACGGCGGCGCCGGGAGCGGGAAGAGCCCGCCGCGCAGCUGGAGCUCUGCCGCCGCGGCGCGCGCGGCCGCGGCGCCCUCGGCGUGGUGCGGCACGUACCACUGGGCUCGCCCGGGGGGCCCGUGCUGCACGUGCUCGCCGCCUCGGUGGUGGCGGGCGUCGGCGUGGGCAGCUCGCUGGCGCUGGCCCCGAGGGAACCAACAGAUCACGGCGGGAGGCUUUUG